AUGGUAUUUGAUGGAGAUUUUGCCUUCUGUUGUCGAGCGCCAUCUGCCGGGGCGAAAUUCCUCAGUCAAGAUCAAAUCAGCGAGUAUAAAGAGUGUUUUUCGCUGUAUGAUCAGAAGCGCAAUGGUAAACUGAAGGUGCAGGAUCUGCUAACGGUCAUGAGGUCUCUGGGUUGCUGUCCGACCCUGCUGGAGCUCCGCAGACACUUGCUGACCCAUAGAAUUGAUAAGCGCGGAGAGUUAGAUUUCUCCACGUUUCUUAGCAUCAUGCAUGAGCAGAUCCAGCAGGAGAACCCGCGGGCCGAGAUCCUGCAGGCCGUGAGGCUGACGGACACAGAGAAACAAGGAUUUAUCACUGCGGCAGAGCUCAGAGCCAGACUCACGCUCUUUGGAGAAAAACUCAAAGAUCAAGAAGUUGACGAGCUGCUGAGUGAAUCCGGUGUGGCAAAUGACGGACAAAUUAAAUACGAGGACUGCGAAAGGAUAGUGACACUUCUGACCAGGUGAUGCUGAACAAACCUCAAUAAAUCAGUAGCAGAAUGUCCCUCCAGCUGAAAAACACAGAUAUUACGGCCUCUAAAUCUUCCUAAAACAGCAGAAAAUGAAAUAACUACACGACCCACCAUAUUUAACUGAUAAACCACCUGCCAGACGGCUUCAAUCAUUAACCAA
Messenger RNA from Danio aesculapii, 669 nucleotides. It is a transcript of the gene calml4b, whose product is annotated as calmodulin-like 4b. The coding region runs from base 1 to 504 and encodes 167 amino acids. Lineage: Eukaryota; Metazoa; Chordata; Actinopteri; Cypriniformes; Danionidae. Gene Ontology annotation, cellular component: myosin II complex. Gene Ontology annotation, molecular function: calcium ion binding. The transcript has 5 exons. The record is from RefSeq and is a predicted model, not a curated record.